Molecule: messenger RNA, 3159 nt
Organism: Thyridium curvatum
Lineage: Eukaryota; Fungi; Ascomycota; Sordariomycetes; Thyridiales; Thyridiaceae
Exons: 4
Coding region: 1-3159 (1052 amino acids)
Biological process (GO): DNA-templated transcription; positive regulation of transcription by RNA polymerase II
Molecular function (GO): sequence-specific DNA binding; zinc ion binding; DNA-binding transcription factor activity, RNA polymerase II-specific
Source: RefSeq, a predicted model, not a curated record
AUGGAUGCCACCGAUGUCUUCCGCCAGGGCUUUGCACCGUACCCCCCGCGUCACCAGCAGCCGGCCAGCUCCCGCCCCCGCAAGGCCCAACGCGGAGGUGGCGGCGGCGGCGGUGGUGGAGGAGCUGAUGACGAUGGCGAUGGAUCGUCGCAUCGCAUAGCGCAUACCCUCACAGCCUGUUGCAGGUGCAGACAAAGGAAAACACGAUGCGACCCGACCCUGCCCCGCUGCCUGCCCUGCGAGCGCUCCAACUCGAUCUGCGAGUACUUCGACACCACCAAGAACAAGAAGAUCAGCCGCUCCUACGUCGUCAAGCUGCAGGAGAAGGUCCGCCAGCUCGAGAGCGACCUCGCCCAGUACACCGACGACACCGAGUUCCCGCGCAACCUGUCCGACAUCGUGCGGCCCGGCGGGCUCGUCCGCCUCGACGAGCGCGACGAGACGCCGCGCUACCUGGGGCCCAGCAGCGGCAUCGCCAUGACCCGCCUGCUCAUGGAGGAGGCCAAGCGCUUCGCCCAGACCACCAAGAUCUCGGAGCUCAUUCCGGACGAGUUCAAGGCGCGCAGGGCCGAGCGCGCCAACCGCAUGCAGAGCAUCGUCGGGCUCGGCAGCAUCAGCGGGCCCAGCGCCCGGAGGAAGAGCUACCCGCGCCUCAGCGCCGGUCCCCAGCUGUCGCUGCCCAACAAGGCCGUCAUUGAUAAGCUGGUCGAGGCCUUUACGACAAGAGCGUUGGUCUUCACCCCGGUUCUCCACGAGCAGGUCUUUGCGAAAGACCUCGAGGAAGUCUGCAACGGCAGCACUGACCCCUACAAGAACUUUGUCGUGCGCAUGUUUCUCGCCAUCAGCCUGCAGAAGCUCGACACCACAUAUGCCGGUCUCGCCGAUGGGUACUGGCAAGCUGCCAUGCAGGGCUUUGAAGAGGUGGUCAGGCCAAAGGAUCUCAAGACGCUGCAGUGCCUGGUACUCAUCGGCGAGUACUCGCUCCUGACGCCGACUCGGACGAACGCCUAUCACAUUAUCGGUCUUGCAGUGAGGAUAUGUCAGCAGCUGGGCUUUGGGGAGGAGAAGACGAUAGCCAGCGGGUUCUCCGUCGACCCGCUGACGCUCGACAUGCGGCGGCGGCUGAGCUGGAUUGUCACGACGAUGGAGUUUGGGCUGGCUCACAGCAUGGGCCGGCCUGUCGGCUUUGCCAAGGGCGACGAUCUGAUGGACGUGGGUUUCUUUGCCGACGUGGACGACUCGCUCAUUACGGAGCAGGGCAUCAAGCCCGGCCCGCCCAGCGAGAAGAAGCUCGUGGCGAUACACUUUUGCAAGAUGCGCGUGUGCCAGGCCGAGAUCCGGCGCACGCUGUACGAGAAGGAGCGCCACGAGCCGCGCGACGAGAACGACCCGUGGUUCAAGCAGAUGGAGCAGAAGAUCGAGGCGUGGCUCAAGGCGGUGCCCACCGAGCCGCAGUGGUGCAAGCCAUGGUUCACGGGCCAGUACCACACCAUGCUCGUGUUUCUGAACCGGCCCACGCCGCAGAUCCCCAAGCCGUCGCCGAACGCCGCCAACAAGUGUUUCGAGUCGUCCGCCUACCUCAUCAACCUGUCGAGCCAGCAGAUCAAGCAAUCGGCCGUCGACAUCACGUGGGUUUUCCUGCUCAUGCUCUACAUGUCGCUCAACACCGUCCUCUGGGCGGUGUCGUACUCGGACGUCCGCGACGCGCACCCCAAGAAGGAGGUCGAGGAGCUAGUCAACAUGGCGCUCGACAUUAUCGACCAAUGUUCCGAGCGCUGGCCUGGUUCCUCGGCCGCGGCGGAGCUGUACUCGACCUUUGCCAAGGCGUGCAUGCAGAGCUACGAGAUGGCCGAGGAACCACCGUCAUUACUAGACAACAACUAUGCCCCUACGCCAUUGACGCUCGCCAGCACAGACUCUCCGACACCGCCGGACCCGUCCAUACCGAACGCAAUGGGGAUCAACCAGCCUGGUCCACCCCCGAUGUUCAACCAGGGUCCAUUCGGCACCGGCUACGACUUUUCAGCGCCUCCCCAGCAAGUAGCCAACCCCUUUGGCUUCGGCGACCCGUUCCAGGGCGGACAGGCACACCCUCAGUUCCGCUCAAACUCCAUCUUCAUGGACCCUGUGUCCAAUGACUCCGGGCGCAGGAUGUCAUACUACCCUCCCGAGGCGACGCCGCCGGGCGACGACUCAAUACCCGAAGAGCCGACGCCGCCGGCGACGACGACGCCGCAGGCCCUGCAGCAGUCGCCGCCCAUCGGCCCGCCGGUGCCCAGCCCGCACGAGGCGCUCAUCACACCGCCAAACACGAGCCAGACCUCGCUCUCGCCGCCGAUCAGCAUGCCCGCCAGCGGCUCGUCGCCCACGCCGACGCUGUCCAACGCCAGCCCCAUGCCUCCCUUCUCGGGCAACCCGUCGCCCAACCUCGUCGGCGUGGCCAAGUUCGACGGCGGCAGCGCCAUGCCCGGCCUGAACCGGCCGCAGCCGACGGCGCAGCAGAUCCAGCAGCCGCAGCCGCAGCACCAGCAGCGCACCGUGCUCCCGGGGGCGUUCACCAUCCCGGCCCUGCCGUCGCAGCAGACGUGGCCCGGCGCGCCGCCUCCGCAGCAACAGCAACAGCAGCAGCAGCAACAGCAUCAUCAUCAGCAGAGGCCGCUGCCGCAGGGGACGACGGUGACGGACUGGUUCAACCCGCCGCCGCCGUUCAUCUCGCCGUACGCGGCGUUCGCGGGGAUCAGCGGCGGGCCGCCGCAGCCUGGCUCGCAGCAGAGCGCGUCGACGAACAGCAUCUUUGCGGACCCGUCCUCGACGGCCUUUUCUGGGAUCGGGUUCGGGAGCGGGACGCUGGGGGCUUCGUUUGAUGGGGGGAUGACUGCUCAUGGUGCCGGUGGUGGUGGUGGUGGUGGUGGGCACCACCAGAUGCCGUUUGCGGGAGGCGGGGUGAAUGGGAUGGGCGGUGGCCCGUCUGGGGAUGGGUUUGGCGGCGCCGGUGCUGGUGCUGGUGGGGGGUUCGGAGGAGCAGGAGGGCCGGAGAGGCAGGGGAGUCUGAGCCAGGAGCAGCAGGUUGAGCUUAUGGGGAUGCUGGAGACGGAAGGGCUGGGGGAGAUUGACAGCUUUUUGAACUUUGGGGGGGAUCUGGGGGGGUUGAGGUGGUAA